UUUAAGAUCGCGGAGGAAGAGUUAUCCAUAGGUGCUAAACUCGGUGUUGGGUCUUUUGGUGUCGUGCAUCGCGCGAAGUGGAACGACACCGACGUCGCCUACAAAACCAUGAUUGCCGACAAAAUGAACGACGACACCAUCAAUGCCUUUGCGGAGGAGAUUCGCAUGAUGCGCGCGUUGCGUCAUCCAAACAUCGUACUGUUCCUCGGUGCGGUGAUUCAGCGGGGUCGAAUGGGAAUCGUUUCCGAGCUCAUGAAGCGCGGAAACUUGGAGCAACUGUUGCACGGCAACGGUAAGUGGAGCGAGUCGCUUCGUAGCAAUGGGAUGCUUCGCAGACAAAUGGCGGCGGAUUGCGCGCGCGGGAUGUUGUAUUUACACUCCCUCGCCCACCCUGUUGUACAUCACGACUUGAAACCGGCAAACUUGCUGGUCGAUGCAAAUUGGACACUGAAAGUGAGUGAUUUUGGGAUGAGCGAGUUGAAGAGCUACACGUACGGAUCGAAUUGCAAAGCUCCCGGGGGAACGCCCGAAUGGAUGGCGCCCGAGGCGCUUCGCGGCGACGACGUCAACGAGCUCUCCGACGUGUUUUCGUUCGGUGUCAUUCUGUGGGAGCUCAUCACCCUGAAUUUCCCGUGGGCCGAUCUCUCGUCACCCGUGCAAAUCGUCGCUCAAGUCGCGUUUUUGCACCGACGGUUGAAAAUUCCGAGCUGGGUCGAGGACCCGAUGGAGCAACUAUUGCACGAUUGCUGGACGCGUGAGACGGAGGCGCGACCAACGUUUGCGAGCAUCGUCGAACGCCUC
Ostreococcus lucimarinus CCE9901 is the source of this 801-nucleotide messenger RNA. RefSeq lists its product with no specific name. The transcript has a single exon. Gene Ontology annotation, molecular function: protein kinase activity; ATP binding. Gene Ontology annotation, biological process: protein phosphorylation. The annotation marks the transcript as partial. NCBI's taxonomy places the organism in Eukaryota, Viridiplantae, Chlorophyta, Mamiellophyceae, Mamiellales, Bathycoccaceae. The record is from RefSeq and is a predicted model, not a curated record.